Messenger RNA from Didymella exigua CBS 183.55, 1626 nucleotides. RefSeq lists its product as uncharacterized. The coding region runs from base 168 to 1271 and encodes 367 amino acids. The record is from RefSeq and is a predicted model, not a curated record. The transcript is spliced from 2 exons. Lineage: Eukaryota; Fungi; Ascomycota; Dothideomycetes; Pleosporales; Didymellaceae.
GUCUGCGCGCCCUCUAUCCUUCCGCCUGCGCCUCCCCACCCUUCGCGCGACUGCGACCGGUUCCACUGCGGCAACUCAUAAACUGUACAUUUGCCUGGAAAGCAUGUACGACUUGCCCAAGCGAUACGACCGGUAACACUGAGUCAAACGCUUGCCAGUCGCCCACCAUGAGCGCUUUCAGAGAUAUCAUGUCUAUAGUCGGACCUGGGGGCACGAAGACAACAGCCGCACCCAAGCAGGCGCAAUCGCAGCCUACUGGAGCCUCGAGACCUACCCCACGACUAGCUGCCGAGAUAAAUGGGGUGACACCAGCACCACAGCUCAAGCGUAAGGCAUCAGGACCAACAGACAACGGUCAAGUCAAAGUCCAGCGCAAGGACAGCCCUGCUCAACCUGUGCAGUACACCGGCACAGCUCGUUCAAACGCACCCCCUGGAGCGGCGAGGCCGGGUCAGCCUGCCACAACGACCGUACCAUAUCGUGGAACAGCCGCACCAUCGUCAGCCAAACCCAUAAACGCCCUCGCAAAGAAACCAACAGUGUCUGCAAGCACAGUAGCUCUUCCACGGAAAGCGACCCCGCCUGCCCCGAAACCCGCCCCUGCAACCUUGACCUCCGCUCCGGCCGCACCCGCAUCGAAGCCCAAAGGAUACCUAGCCCUACUCCAGAAAGCCAAGGAGAAGGAUCUCACCAAGCCUGCUGCGCCUCCCGUCACCGUUGCAAAAGGCCUCAUUCCAACAAAGAAGGAGCGCUUGGCACUCAAGGCAGAGGCAACUGCAGCCAAGGGAAAGAAGCCAGGCAUAAUACCAACAGCAAAGGGUGCAGACGUCAAGAUUGACGCAUCAAAGGUCCAGCGCAGGGCAGCAGACAUUGGCUACCAAGGUACUGCCCGUCCGGCUAAGACGGCUGCGCCCAUCGCCUACAAAGGAACCGCUCGCCCUCAGACCGCUGCCGCAUCCUCUAGCAGAGGUGGAACACCUGCAGCCAAGCCGAAACCGAAGCAAGAAAAGGGCCGUUACGAUGGCUACGCUGACUGGUCCGACCUAGACGGUCUGGAGGAAGAUGAGGAUGAUUAUGCCUCCGAUGCUUCUUCUGACAUGGAGGGUGGCAUCUGGGAUGUCGAGAAGGAAGAAAGAGAGGCCCUAAAGUUUGCUAAGAAGGAGGAUGCGGAGGCAUUGGCGGAAGAGAUGAGACUCAAGCGCGAGAAAGAAGAGAAGAAGCGCAAGCUUGUGGCUCUAUCGAAGGCGGCAGCAGCCAAGAAGAAGUACUGAUUUCCUUUCCUACCCCCGGCGUUUCUACGAUUAUACGGCAUACCAUACCAUACCAGGAUACGGGGCGUUUUCUGCAUUUCGGCGAUUGCAUAGCUACGGAGCGGACUGCAUAUUUUGGAUACUGGCGCAUGCAAAGUACGCUCGAGCUUGUUCAUUCACGAUUGUGUUAUUAAAGUGAGUCCAGAUAGAUGAGACCACACUUAGUGUAUAGUUCACAAGACUGUCGGUGACAGACCUCGGUCACAAAUACGAUCACGAACGAUUGUGCAUAUUGCAAUCACCCCACAUUACUUUCCGAACUCGCGUGUCGCAGGGAAUGUUGGUCGCAAGAGUAGAACCUCCAGAGAUAUGGGAG